Molecule: messenger RNA, 756 nt
Organism: Physella acuta
Lineage: Eukaryota; Metazoa; Mollusca; Gastropoda; Physidae
Biological process (GO): regulation of apoptotic process
Source: RefSeq, a predicted model, not a curated record
UAGAUCUAUAUUAGUAAAUCUAAAAUUUAGAUUCUAAAUAGAUCUAGAUCUAGAUUAGUGUGAGGGAGUCAGAAUCUCAACGAAUACACAACCAACACGAUUGAUGCUUAGAUAAAAACCCACAAUGGAUUUUGAAGAAAAAGAAAUUCUGACACUUAAUCGAGUUGAGCUUGUUGAAAAUAUUAACAUUUUAGAUGGAUUAUAUACACAACUUAUAGCUCGAAAAGUUCUGACUCAACGUGCAGUUAAUCGUAUAAAGUCCAAUGGCAGACACGCCCCUGAAGAUCAGGUAGAAGAACUGCUCAACACUAUAGUUCGCCUCAACUGCUAUCAGCUGUUCUGUGAGGCUCUGACUGCUGACCACCAGGGACACAUUGUUGACAUGUACCUGAAGAAGAGCAAGUUAGAGGACCAGGCUGACCCCAGCACACCAGGACCUUCUGCUAGAAAAUCUGACCACACAGGGGAGGCAACUAAGAGCAAGAAACUGUGCACCUCAACUGCACCCGAUGCCGUGGUUUAUGUCAGCGGCUCUGGUCAGGGGUGCCUGUACCAUCAGUGUGAUCAUGUGACACCCGGCCGCAGACAGCGCCCUCAUAGACAGCGCAACAAUUCUAAUCAGCGCAGCAGUUGUGUUAAAAGAUCCAGUGGGAAGAUUAUUUGUUCCUAGAGCUAGUUCAGUUGUGUUAAAAGAUCCAGUGGGAAGAUUAUUUGUUCCUAGAGCUAGUUCAGUUGUGUUAAAAGAUCCAGUGGGAA